AUGGCGGCGCUGCAGGCGACGAGUCUGGCAAAGGCGGGGAACCGCUCUGCACCUGGCGGAACCUCGGUGCCUUAUUUCGGAGGAUUAGUGCCACAGCUCCUCCGCCGCCCAGAUCUCCCUUUCCAGCCAAACCAGCCACAGCCCCAGAAUCACGACCACAUGCACGACCAACCCAAUCCCUUCGCGUCCGCGACCAAUCUCGCCAACCCGCAGGCCAUCCAGCAACAACAACGUCUCCUCCACUUCCAGCAGCAGAAGCGACAGUUUCUGGGCAACCUCUUCAAGAUCCACCUGCGCACGAACCGCCUUCCGCCGCAGCUUAUUGGCGUGCAAUAUCCCGAUGGUUUCGAUAUAAACCAGUCUAUCUGGAAGGGACUCGAGAUCUCCCCGCACGAUAUUGGCACCAUCCGGAUAGCAAACAGGGAUGUGGACCUGUACAAGAUGUGGAUUCUUGUGGUGCAGGCGGGUGGCCUCGCGAGGAUAGAAGAGUACAACUACUGGCCCGCCGUGCUCCGCCACAUGAACUUACCCGAACAACUGCCUGAACCCCAGCCCAACGGCCAGCAGUCGGUCUUGCCUGCUCUCAAACAAGCCGUGUCCAUGCUUCUGGGCCCGUUCGAGGAGGCUUAUCGCAAGCAGAACGGGGGGAUGCUGCCCAAUAUGCGCCCCAACCCCCAGCAGCUUCCAGGAAACGCGCAUAACGCAGGGUCCGUAAGCGAUAGUUUACCGGGUUCCUCCCAGAUGGGUGCGAUGCCCGGUAUGAGCACUGACUCGAACAUAAGCCUGGGAAGCAUGGGGCAAUCCAUUUCUACCCCGGGUUCCUUACACAGUCUUGACUCUGCCGCUGGGGUCUCCUCGGCCAGGCAAAUGACGCCCACUGGCCUGUCGCACACGCCGCAUAUCGCUCAACAAUCCACAUCUAUAGGCAUGAAUGCUUCCCAAGGCAUGCCUGCAUCAACGGCUUCCCUCUUGUCCGGAGCAAGCCUGUCAAACCGACCUCAUUCACGGGUGGGCAGCGUCUCACUGCCGGGUACUGGACAAGCCGCGAACGGAACCGACGCAGAUGCAGAAGGUCGUAAGAGGACGCGGGAACCGGAAGAAGCAGACGCAAAGCGCGUUAGACAGAAGACAGGUGGUUCAGACUCAUCAGACCUGCGGGCCUCUGUUGGUCUGGAUCGAAAUUCGGUACCCCCUUCUGGAACAGCAAACGGCCACGCUACACCUGUCGCAGCGGUACCGCGUACAAUCCGCGUGCCCUCGCGGAGAAAAAUCGAGUAUGUGCCCCUGUUGCGCGAGGACGACACCGCGGGUGGCAGGAACUUGGACGCAAUUCAGCAUGAGUUGAUCCGCGCCUCGCAUCGGCCGAUAAAAGACAUGAACGAAUGGGGCCAAGUCGACAUCGAGGCGCUGGCGCUGUCACUGCGCUCGCGCCUGGCGACGGAACUGAGCUAUGCGCUCAUGACCUUCACGAUGCUGACGCUCAUGCGUUUCCCUAAUAGUAAAGACUCGGGCUUUCCUAUUACAUAUGCUCCGGACCUCUUAGAGGAGGUGCUCGACAUUUUGGAAGACAUAGGGCUUGAGGGGGACGCGAGCGAGAAGCACGGGAGCAGCGACACAGCCCCUGCGACCGAGAAGCGCAUUCGGACUCACCGCGAGCUGGUGAACGCUCUAGUGGAAGAAGGAGCGAAGCCAUUUGCCGGCCUGGAGGCCAAGCAUGGAUGGAGGGAUCCCAAUAACGGGCCACGCCCCAGGUAUGGGGAGACUAUUUUGACCAUCUUGAAUAUUUUGCGCAACCUGUCCACUCUGCCUGAGAAUAUGGCCUAUUUCGCCAAGCACGAGAGACUUCUGUCCAUCAUCCUCCGACUCUGCGAAAUGGCACCUCUUGGAGCGGACUCGCUUCCGCGCCCAGCUUCACCUGCCCUGUCCCUCCAAGACCUGCUCACGCUUCGCAGAGAUGUCCUGUAUAUUCUAGUCAACAUCGCUGAACAUGUCGACCUCACUUCGUCUCCAGAGCAGGCUUCGGAAAAUGCCCGACAGGCGUUCGAGUUUCUGUCAUCUUACCUGUCGGAUCCGGUGGAAGCGGUGUCACCGUUCGCCUGCGUUGUGAUGAGCGGAAUUCAGCCCGUAAUGCACCAGCCGAAACCGCCAUCAUUGGCCGACGCAGCAUCGGGCAUAUUCGCACGGCUCUUCCAUCCCGACGACAAUCGCCGCGUGCUCUCUCAAGCCGUCCCGUCUGAAUGGCUCUGGCACAUGGUCGAGGCUCUCGUGCAUCGGCUGCCCGUCACGGAGAACGACUAUUCGGUGAUCAUGAACAUCGACUGGCUCAGCUACGUCGAGCGGAUCCUCCUCGCGUUGUAUGCGGUCGCGUUCCUUGCGCCGCCCUCGCUCAAGAAGCGUAUCAAGACGGAUCACGCGCUUGGGUUUGCCAAGGUGCUGCUGCGCAUGGUGAAGAAGUUCUCGAUCGGCGCGACACCGCAGGUCCGUGGGUACUUCCCGUAUGCCUUUCGCCGCGCGGUCGAGGUGCUCAAGCUCGUGGACGAUGCGGAGGAUUCGUUCGAUACGUCCCAGGCGGCGGCGCCGACGCUGAUGUUUGGCAUGGGCUAUGGCGAGCAUGGCGAGACUCGCGCCGAGAGAGGUAUGGGCCUGUUGAGCGGGUACCAGGACGUGCUCACGUGGGAGGUGAUGAUGCUCACGGAGGUCUCGCAGCAGAGCGAUACUACGGUGUUUACGGAGAUGGAGAGCUUGGUUAGGGUGGAUCGGUCUGCUGCUGUGUCUGCUUGA
This is a messenger RNA of Laetiporus sulphureus 93-53, 2781 nucleotides long. RefSeq lists its product as uncharacterized. The record is from RefSeq and is a predicted model, not a curated record. Gene Ontology annotation, molecular function: DNA binding. Bases 1 to 2781 code for a protein of 926 amino acids. The transcript is spliced from 5 exons. Lineage: Eukaryota; Fungi; Basidiomycota; Agaricomycetes; Polyporales; Laetiporaceae.